AUGGCCUCGUCUUGGUCAUCCUCGAUAUGGUCUUCUUCGGCUGCAUCGUCCGCCUCUUCGCAACCUAGUGACGAGGUAAUCCUUCGCCUGCUACGUCUGGUCACCACUUCGUCCGAUCUUAAAUCCUGCUCGCUCGUCUCCCGCCGAUGGCUCCGCCUUCACGGGCAGAUAAAAACUUCUCUCAAGCUCUACGAUUGGACCAUGCUCGAGUCGGGCCGCCUGGCGGAACGUUUUCCAAACCUGACGGAGCUCGACCUCUCCCCAGCCUGGUGCAACUCUUCCGAUCCUGAGGUGUUCGGUUCGGCAGCCGUGUACAUGACACGUGGCUCGUGCACGAUGCGGCUCGACCCGGACGUAGUUAAUCCGUUCGAAGCGGACCACAGACUAGAGGAGCAGAGCCCGUCUCCUGACAGUUUCGACCGUGGAUUGCGGGAGUUAGUUCAGAGCUACCCUAACCUACAGCGGCUGUGUUUGGUGGACGUUUUCCGCGCUAAGAAGGGAUCCUACAACGCGGAUAAGGACGCGGCGGGGUUUUUGGGCCACUCGCACUAUCGGGCAGAACCAGUUGGUGACUCUAUCGGGGCUGACUCUAACGAAGCACGCACGCAGAGGAACGGUACAGUGAUUUUGGAUAGCAUAAUUGCAGCUAGGGCUCGUUAUGACGACGAUUAUACUGACCGCGAUUCCGAAGGCCUCGAUAUUAUCGCGGAGGGGUGUAGCAUUCUACAGGAAUUGGAGCUUCGGCAGUGUACAGAUGAUUCGUUACAAGCAGUUUCCGGGUGUAAAAAUCUGCAGGUCGUGCGAUUAGUGGGGGCAGUUCCGGGAUUUUAUCACGCGACUUUCACUGACCGCGGGUUACGAACCCUUGCAAGGGGAUGCAAGCGAAUAGUGGAGCUGUCUCUAAAGGGGUGCGAAGUUGGGCGGGCUGGUUUGUUUGUAGUGGCUCGGGAAUGCCCUAUGCUAUCAGAUCUGACUCUAUCCGGGAGAUAUUUUCGCCCGGAUUGGCUCGGCGCGCUCUGCUUCUGUCCGAACCUGCAGACGCUCAGGCUCGAGAAUUUCCACCAAUCAGAGCCCGAACAGUGUGCAGCAGCCGUUGGAUGGGCGGGAGGGGUGCGGCAGGAGGUGGGAGUGGGCGGGCAGCAGAACGGGCAGGAGGAAGAAGAAGGGGAGGGGAAGGAUGAGGAGGGAGGGGAGGAGGAGGAAGAGGGAAUAGCGGAAGGGGAGGAAGGGGGUGAAGAAGAAGGGGGAGAAGGGGGAGAAAAGGGAGAAGGGACGGAAGGAGAGGAGCAAAAGGAGGAAGGGGAGGGGGAGGGGGGUGAGGAGGAGGAGGAGAACACGGAGCGUGCGGAUUGGGCUGGAAAGCUCUUGGAAAGUGAGAUGUCUGAUGCCUCUCUCUCCCCCUCCCGUCGCUUCCUAGCCACCGUCAAAGCCGCAGUUCACCGCUCUAAAACCCCCAGAACCGGUCCGGGCAGCACCAGCACUCCUGCCACGCCCAGUCGCGUCAAAGCGAGCCCCAGACCUCCCCAGCCCCCCCCAGGAUUUCUUUCCCCAGUGGAAACCCUACAGCUGAUCCACUGUGACUUGCGCUCACGCCCGUUCUUCCUCGCGCUUCUUGCAGUCUGCGCCAAUUCCACCGCUCUGCACCUUCGCAACUGCUGCGGUUUGGACGACUCCUCCCUCGUUGGAAUCUCGGUCGCCAUGAACCGUCGGAUCGGCCAGCUGGCGAUCGAAGGGUGUCCGUUGAUCACGAUGAAAUCGCUAGAAGCGGUGGUGCUGGCGCUGCCGGGGUUGAGGCAGUUGGUUGUGGGGGACUGUGGGGGAGUGAGGGAUGAGGAGAUGGGAGGGGAGUUUGCGGAUCGGAUUUUCACGUUGAAGGAACUUAAAUGGCAGCCGUCAGGAGGGAGGUUGGCAGGGACUGGGCUGUUUGAAAAGGGCAGGUGGUUGGUGCAGGGGGGGUGA
Molecule: messenger RNA, 1959 nt
Organism: Closterium sp. Yama58-4
Lineage: Eukaryota; Viridiplantae; Streptophyta; Zygnematophyceae; Desmidiales; Closteriaceae
Source: the annotation of a GenBank genome assembly